Messenger RNA from Phaedon cochleariae (mustard beetle), 639 nucleotides. The record is from the annotation of a GenBank genome assembly. Lineage: Eukaryota; Metazoa; Arthropoda; Insecta; Coleoptera; Chrysomelidae.
AUGGAUUUUGAAAACAGUAAGAAGCCUGAAAAUACAGACGGAGAUUUUCUCAUCCCAGUGCGAGUUUCUUCAAUCCCUACUCACGAAUCUGAUCUUGAAGAAAAUGGACCGAAUGAAUUGAGCAGAUCUUUGCAAUCUGAUCAUGAUACAACUCCAUUAGAUGUUGAACUUCUCGAAAAUAUUAGCUCAGCAGAUGUAGCUUCUGGAGAGGAAACUUCCACUGCCGUUAAUUAUUUUAAUGAGGAGCAACCGGAGCCUCUGAAUCUUCCUAUUCGUGAGCGUGAGGGCGAAGGUGUUGACAACUGGAUUAAAAACAAGAAAAAGAGAGAGAGGAACGAAGGAAGAGGAUAUGAAUAUGUUAGUCUUGUGAAAACUGAUAAAGGAACGGUAAAUAGAGUCACUAAACAUUACCAAGCCCGUUCUAUUCGACCAAUAAGCUGUAAAUGCAUUUAUAAGUGCAAAGAAACUUUGCGUCAUGAAAAUCGAAUUGCAGUAUUCGAUAAAUACUGGAAACUGGGCAAUUUGCAAGCACAGAGAAACUUCUUGGCUGGACUGAUCACUAAAGUCGAUAAGAAGCGUAUGGUUGUAAAUGCUAAGACUUGGGACGCCUUUUCACUGCAGAACGCUUACAAGUAUUGA